GGACACCUUUGUGACAAUCAGGUUGUCAGGGAGUGCGUGGUCGCGCUUGAAACCCAACAACUACGGCGGAGCGAUACAACGUCUGAGACGCAGGGCAGGAGCAGGCGCGAGCACUAGUGGCUAUCUACGGAGAUUGAUCAAUCAAACAAUUCCUUUUCCAGACAAGCUACCCAAGGAAACAGAGUAAUUACACAAUGGCAGAUCAGUUGACAGAAGAGCAGAUUGCUGAGUUCAAGGAGGCGUUCUCCCUGUUUGAUAAGGACGGCGAUGGCACCAUCACCACCAAAGAGCUGGGCACGGUCAUGCGCUCGCUGGGACAGAACCCCACUGAGGCGGAGCUGCAGGACAUGAUCAACGAGGUGGACGCUGACGGGAACGGCACCAUUGACUUCCCAGAGUUCCUCACCAUGAUGGCGAGGAAGAUGAAGGACACAGACAGUGAGGAAGAGAUCAGGGAAGCCUUCCGCGUGUUUGACAAGGAUGGCAACGGCUACAUCAGCGCCGCUGAACUUCGUCAUGUCAUGACCAACCUGGGGGAGAAGCUUACGGACGAGGAGGUGGACGAGAUGAUCCGGGAGGCAGACAUCGACGGCGACGGACAGGUCAACUACGAAGAGUUUGUCCAGAUGAUGACUGCAAAGUAGAUGGGGGAGCAGAGGGGCGACCAAACGGUGGACCAGACCUCCACUGCCUCCAUCCCUCUCCACCUCAAGCGUCCUCCAGUCUCUCUCUCUCUCUCUCUCUCUCUCUCUCUCUCUCUCUCUCUCUCUCUCUCUCUCUCUCUCUCUCUCUCUCUCUCUCUCUCUCUCUCUCUCUCUCUCUCUCUCUCUCUCUCACACACACCUUCACUUGGGAGUGCCACGCAGCUCUGUUUACCUGCUUAGCAUUCGGUUGUUCUCAUGUCCUUAAUCCUCCGGCCCCUCCCCCUCACUGCCCCGCCUCUCUUACCCCCAGAACCCGCUUCUCUUACCCCAGUGCCAGUGGUCUCUCUCAGGCAGCUUCUGACCCAGACUGGGCCUCGAUGCCAGUGUGGGUCUCUGGGACUGGUCCCAAAGUUGGCCUGGUGUGUUCUGGGUGACUUCAACACAUACUUUAAUUCAUUUUAGCCCAAUUACUUUCAAUCAUUUUUUUUUUUUUUUUUAAAUCAGUUUGAAACAUUUCCCACAAAGCAGAUAUUACAUGUGCAAUGAUGAUCAAACCUGAAAUAUUUAUAUCUGAAUCUAUACACGUAUAUAAGUGGAGGUGUUAAGCUAACAAUAUUUUUCAAGUGUGACCUACACGGACAAGAGCAGUGCAUGCUUUCUUUAUUUUCUCCUUUUUUUCUUUCAGCAUGUUUCUGUGCUUCUGCCUGCCUGCCUGUAAUUUUCUCCCCCUCUCUCCCUCUCCUCUCUCUCUUCUCUCUCUCUCUCUCUCUCUAUCUCUCUCUCUCCCCCAUCUGUGUCUUCCCCCAUGGUAUGUUGCUGUGCAGCUCGAUUCCAAAUGGUUCAGACUGGGAUAGAAAGGAGAGGUGCAUUUUACAGUAGUUUGCCAACACUUGACUGCUCUCUCUCUCUCUGUCUCUCUCGGUCUCGUGUUUACUCUUGAGGACCUUGGUAUCCCUGACCAGUCUGGCGUGCAGCACCAUUCUGCCUCCGGUGGUGUGGCCUUGAGUCUCUGUGUGCUGCACCACUCCGGUGGUGUGGCCUUGAGUCUCUGUGUGCUGUAACACAGAUCAGACUUCACUCUCUGCCGGUAGCAGCUCUUGUGACCGACCUCUCCCCUCCCUCCCUCGUGUAGUUUAGCGUUGGGUCCUCGCACCUGACUGGCUGACCAAUCGGUGGCCUGCGGUAGCUCAAUUCCUGACCCUAGCCUGCCACGCCACGCCACGCCACGCCACACUCCAGUGGCGUCUGUGUGAGGCUUGGAGGGGUGGGGGUGCUGUAAGACUGGCACAAGCAGCGGGGCAGCCCGCGCUCGCUGCACACUCCAGAACUGGCCCCAUCUCUGGCGUCGACCCGCUCCAGAGUCGGCCGCCGUCGCGAGGAGUUGACCUUCAGAGACGCCUGUGGGGACCAGCGGCAGCCACACUGACAUGAGGCCAGGCGUCUGCUGAGCCUUGAACGCUGCACUUUAGGGGGCCUUCAGGAGCAGCCCUGAAUAUGCGCUUUCCUACAGUCCUACACAAUCCAACUGAACCAGUGACCAUUAGAUAAAAA
This is a messenger RNA of Alosa sapidissima (American shad), 2195 nucleotides long. RefSeq names its product calmodulin 3b (phosphorylase kinase, delta) (gene calm3b). The transcript is spliced from 6 exons. The coding region runs from base 195 to 644 and encodes 149 amino acids. Lineage: Eukaryota; Metazoa; Chordata; Actinopteri; Clupeiformes; Clupeidae. Gene Ontology annotation, molecular function: calcium ion binding. The record is from RefSeq and is a predicted model, not a curated record.